Messenger RNA from Penicillium salamii, 375 nucleotides. The record is from the annotation of a GenBank genome assembly. Lineage: Eukaryota; Fungi; Ascomycota; Eurotiomycetes; Eurotiales; Aspergillaceae.
AUGCAGCUCACCACCCUCUUCGUUUAUGCAGCUGCUUUAAUAAGCACCGCCCUAGCAAUGCCUCAUAUCGCAGGACCUUACCAUGGCGCCCAUAUCCCCUACCGUCUCCAAACGAAUACCACUAGCGCUCAUAAUGCCACUACAACAGGCACUGGCCCAAAAGCACCCCUGACAACAGGAACGGCUAGCAACGGGACACAUGCUCCUGUCGUUCACCACGCAAUGGACCAUGUGAAUGUCAAUCACUGCCAUGAACUAUGCUCUCUACAGUCGCAAACGUGCUCACUCGCUGUACCUGACGAUGAUAAGUUCUGUUGGUCGGUCUAUAAGGGAUGCACCGAGAAGUGCCAUGAGGAGAACUUCCGGAGGAUCUAA